This is a messenger RNA of Talaromyces proteolyticus, 938 nucleotides long. RefSeq names its product putative NADH-ubiquinone oxidoreductase 21 kDa subunit. Lineage: Eukaryota; Fungi; Ascomycota; Eurotiomycetes; Eurotiales; Trichocomaceae. The coding region runs from base 76 to 633 and encodes 185 amino acids. The transcript is spliced from 5 exons. The record is from RefSeq and is a predicted model, not a curated record.
CACGAUACGCUCAGUGUCUUCGAGGCCCUUUGCAGUCCUAUUCCGAAUCCCUGGCCAGCAAACUUGUUGAACACAAUGGCCACCCAACCACCAAAGGUUUUGGUCCCCCCAAAAGGGACCAAGACCGACUACCCGUUAAUUGAUUCUGAUCCACAUAUCAAAAGAGUUUUCGGCUACGCCAGGCCUUCCGAUUACGCCGUCGGUGGAAGCAUGGCUGCCGCAUCCCCCAUUGCCUUCUGGGUGAUGGAGAGAGUCAGCCCGUCUCAUGUUGGAAAAGGAGGCUUUGCGCCAGUUAUGCGUCUGGCUACGGCAAUUGGUCUUCUUGGAGGCCUGCACAUCUUUUAUCAGAGAUCUAUAAAUCGCUUCUACGGCUUCACAGAAAACGCACGAGAGGUUCAAAUUGAUAUGCGCGAAAUGGUGGACAAGGUCAAGAAAGGCGAACCGCUAUACGGCACAUCCCAAUUAUCAGAAUAUCUACAAGGAGUCGCUACCCGCAACUCUCGUUUCUCCGGGUUAUUUCUUCACGUCAUUCCAUGGUUCAACCUUGUUAACCACAAUCAGCACGGUGUAGAUACAGCGAAAUAUUACCAGCAAGCCGAGAGGGAGCUUGAAUCGGAGCGUUUGGCUAAGUGAAGCCUGUAAUUUGUGACAUUCUCAGAAAUCAACCAGGCUACCAGCUAUUGUCGCAUGUAUUUAUAUAACAACAUGUCCGAAUCACAUGAUUUCUCAACGCUUUAAAAAUCGGCUUACUACUAGGCAAUAGUGGAGUCGCGUUUUUUCUUUCCUCCGUAUCUUUGUUUUCUCCUAACCCUCAUCUGAGAAGUCCAUAUUUAGCUCGCGAUUUCGCUUUGGUCGCGGAUUAGGUGCUGUGUCACAAACAUCAGCACGAAUAUAGCAUGUUUUUGUUUGACUGAAUUUACCGUUUGUAUUCUCUUGGA